Effrenium voratum is the source of this 1806-nucleotide messenger RNA. Lineage: Eukaryota; Dinophyceae; Suessiales; Symbiodiniaceae. The record is from the annotation of a GenBank genome assembly.
AUGCGUUGCCUGAAGAUGCUCCGCGAGGGCACCCUGCUCACAGCGCUGCCCCUUGGCGUUUCUGGGCGGGAAGGGGGAAGGGCAGACAUUUUGCAAGGAAGCGAAUGGAAUGUUAAGCAGACGCCGACCCUGGUGCAGCUCUUAUUUGUCAGGUACGAGAAGAGCAAGAAGGUCUACUCCUUCCGCUGGCGCGGCGGCAACCAGCAGAUCGCCUUCCAGACCACGGUGCCGGCGGCCGCAGGAUCCCAAAUCGCGGCGGAAGUCAUCGCCCGCGCUUGCUACAUGAAGUUCGAGCAGGGCUGGACGAAGGAUAAGAUCCUCGAAUGGCGCAACCAGUGCUACGCUCGCUUGGGCGGGCGGGCGCCCAGCCUGGCCACAUCACAGGCUGCCAGCCAGCGAGGCAGAAAUUCCCAUGCGCCUGCAACGCCAGUAACGCCAGUGACACCUGUGCUGUCGCGAAGCGCCGGACGUGAGCAUACGACAGGCUCGCCAUCAUCUUUGCGGCGACAGGUUGACGACUCCCCGCCAAAGAAUGUGAAGCCCCCGAGGCCGUCCAGGACGCCUCACGAGGGCUUUCUUCCCCCUCAGCACCUGAAGCUCCUGUUGGAUGACCCGCAGGCACCUUUGCCCAAGAACGAGGUGAAGAUCCGCUCCCAGGGAUACGCCUCCCAAGCCUUUGCGUCGCAGCGCGCGAGCUCACCGCCGAGGCCUGCUGGCUUCAGCCAGCAACUGCAAGUGGAGAAGUCGGACACAGGUCACAGUGGCUGCUGCAGCUGCCGUGUUGAGAAGCGGCGGGAUGACCCUCCGGUGCUCCGCAGCGAGGGAGCGCCCAAAGCCCGAGAAGCUGAAGACGUUGACAGAAUGCGGACAACGAAGUUAGAAGAGAAAUCGACAGAGCGUGAUGCCAAGCGAAAGAGAGAGGACGAUGUCGAAGGAAAGGAGGCAAGGCUGCAGCGGCCACUGUCACUCCUUGAGAGCCUGCCAGAGAGCCAGAGUCAGCUCCCCGAUAGCGAGCUACCAGAAGGUCGACGUAUGCAGGACCUGCUGAGCCGAGACAGCCAGCCAGAGAGCCAGCACCGGCCGGAGACGCAACCCACCCCGGCGUUCUUUGAACCGCCAGUUCCUGAGGCAAAGCAGGCGCCAGCAACACUCCCCACACCAGCACCCGAGAGGCCAACCCCCCUGCCUGAAUCGCAACCAAUGCCGGUGACACCGGUCAAGGAGAUCAAGGAGACCUUGCCUACACCGUGGUGCACUCAACCCACACCAAAGGUGGACAUGGCAGACCAUCCAUACAUCAGCGACCCCACCCCUUCGGCUCCAGCAAGGGAUGUGGAAACAACAGCCCCCGCCCUGAGUCAACCAACGCCAUUUCCACAGGCGCCUGAUGCAAGGCCGCAAGAAGAAAACCCUGAAGAAACAGGAAGGGACGGCUCCUUUCCAGACACAGCUGUGGUUGACCCAGGCGAGACCGCUGCAGAGGGCCAGGACUCCGCAUUCCCCUCAGUUUCGCUGGACGUGGUCACGGCCCUCACGCCUGGAACAUGCAUGGCUUCAGCUGCGCCAUUGCCCUCCGCACCAACGCCACUGGCGCGUGCGCCAACAGCAUUGGCGAUGCAAGUGCCAACCGCGGCACCCGUGCCUUCCGCAGCACCAGUCAAGAGAUCACUGCCCAGGGCGGAUGUGGUGCGGCCUGCAGAGGCAAUGCGGAAGCCAGAGCUGGGCUUUGCUUCGCUGCUGCUGCAGCGGUCGCGGGCAGCUGGCGCCAGGCAUCUCGCGGCCAAGCUAGCAGCGGAAACAAAGUAG